CUUAGUAUUUUCUAUCAAUCACAAGGCGUUUUGAGUAGUUACAUAUAUAUUUUUUUUGAGAAUACAUAAUACUUAGUAAAUAAACAAGUAAAUCAUUUAUCCUUAUAAUGGAUAGUGAUAAUCAAUCGUGUCGCCAUUUUUCACUUGACUCAACGUCAUCAACUCAAUCGGAUCGUCCGCAGACCACAAAUAAAAAGAAGGCAAAGAAGACUCCAGGGAAGCCAGAAUCAGAGGUGCAGAUAUCGCCACCAUGCUCCGAUAUCAUAACAUCGUCGACAUCAUCCUCAUCGACCACAAUAUCGAUGCGUGCUCUGGACUCUGAUAGUCGCGUGCCAAAGGGUGCUAUAAAAAACAUGAUUUUGGGGCUGAUGAGGAUCUUGGGGAAGAAGCAGUCAUAUGAUUCUCUUCGCAUGUUUGUUACAUUCAAUGAGCGUGUUGAGCAAUUGCAAUUCUAUUGGAAUCAAGCCGGCUUCAUCAUUAGCAAGAAUGAUAUUUUUCAAUUGGCAAGUUCCAUUAAUCGUUUGCAAACUCAUCCAUCGAUAAUGCAAUGUCGCUUCUGGGGUUGUAUUUAUGGUUUGAAGAGUUCCUAUUACAUCGUCGAAGCUUCGCUGACACGUGACGAAAUGUUAUCACGUUUAAAUAUGAUGGAGGAUGAGAUGCGCGAAAAGCAGCUACCGUUUAAGAUGCGGAAGAAUCAAGAGUAUAAACCCAAGCCAGCGCAUAUUGGACCCGAGCUAACUCCAGGAAUCUAUGGUUGGGAGAAUAUUGAUCCUGACGAUUUGGCGAAAAUGACACCAAAAGCUGAGCCGGUGCCCUUAGCGGAAGAGAUCGAAUUCUAUGACAUUCCACCCGAGUUUAUCGGUCGCGGCUGCAAUCGAUUCUCAUACUUUGUGGUCAAUAGUCUCUAUGAUGAUUGGAUUGAAUUGCCAAUUGUAACGCCUCGCCAAAUUAUUGUCUCGCGUCACAUCAAAAAGUUUUUCACUGGUGACUUGGAGGCAGAUGUCGUCUCGUAUCCCUGUUUUCCCGGCAAAGAGAAGCAUUACUUGCGUGCAAUGAUUGCUCGCAUCUCCGCGGGAACUCACAUAGCCCCGCAGGGAUAUUACAGACGCAUGACGAAGAAGGAAAAGGAUCUGUACGAUGGGAUCAAUAUGGAUGAGAUGGAAGAAGAGGGAGAGGAGGAAGAAAACUACAACGAGGGCGAAGAAGAUCAACUGCCAGAUAACGAUGUCAUGCUUAUGAAGAAUGAACGUUUUGAGAUUGAGCCAUUGAGCACUUUGGCAACUCCCAUUGCUUGGGUGCAUUGCCGACCAAACAUAUUAAACCAGGGACGGAUUGUUUGGUUCGAUGAAGAAAAGGCAAGUAAAGAGCGGGAAAGACAACUGACUUUAUACUUAAAGAUGCGACUGAUGGAAGAGAUGGAAGAGGAGGCAGAAGAGGAGGAGGCUGAAGCUGAAGAAGAGGGCGAUGAAGAAGAAAUGCUUACAGGUUUUAUUCACGCAGAAAUAGGACCAGACAUCCUGUCAUCCUGUGGAAACGAUAUGAAUACAGAGUGCCCAUCUCCCUGGCUCGUACGCUUUACCAGCAAGUAUACUAAUCUGAAGGAACGAUUGUUGAUCAUACAAUCGAAUCUGUGGCCUGGAGCAUUCACAUUCCUAUUUGAAAACACUUGUGAAUCUAUUUAUUUGGGAUGGGGACACAAAUUCUGUAGACGAAAUAUACCGUUUAAUCAUUUACCAAAAGUACAAGAGGAGUUUCCUCAUGGAAGCGAAGACUUCAUUGAAUCAACCGAUCCAUCCGUCGAAGAAGAGUUGGCCUACAAUGAGUGGCUGCUCAACAAACAGAAGCGGCCCACUGAACUCGGCGAAGAUGGCAACGAAUACGACAUGGAAGAGGAUGAUGAUCAGUAUGGCGAUGACGACGAUUAGAGCGAGACUCAUUAACAAUAAUAAUCAAUUAUGCCGCCGUGUACAUACAUAUUAUUUUGUUAAUUUGAGUGAAUGAAUAAAUAGAAUCACAAUAUUGUCGUGAUGCCCACAUUUGUUACAG
Messenger RNA from Drosophila albomicans, 2046 nucleotides. It is a transcript of the gene Rsph4a, whose product is annotated as radial spoke head protein 6 homolog A. The coding region runs from base 108 to 1925 and encodes 605 amino acids. Lineage: Eukaryota; Metazoa; Arthropoda; Insecta; Diptera; Drosophilidae. The transcript has 3 exons. Gene Ontology annotation, cellular component: radial spoke; axoneme. The record is from RefSeq and is a predicted model, not a curated record. Gene Ontology annotation, biological process: axoneme assembly; cilium movement involved in cell motility; cilium assembly.